UUGCUGUCAAGCGGUAUCUUUGAGUUGUUUACAUGCAAAUAGUUAACGGAAACGGAGCGGCAUACAUUUUCUUCGAGUUAUUACAUCUUUUAGGAGGCAAAUAGUUUUUCUUAAGUAUUCUACACAAUGGCUGCUACACGGGAACGACGAUCAAAUGCCGGCCGACGCAUGGCCUCCUUGCUAAAUGAAGAGGAAGAGGAUGAAUUCUACAAAACGUCCUACGGUGGAUUCAAUGAGACGGUCGACGAUGGAGAUUAUGUCCAGAAAAAUGACGACGAAGAAGAUAUUAUCGAUUCCGACUUCAGUAUCGAUGAAAACGACGAGCCCAUUUCUGACGUGGAAGAGGAACCGGCAAAGGGAAGCAAACGCCGCAAAGUGGGUACUGUAACAAAGGCGUACCGUGAGCCAGCCCCUAAAAAACAGGCACCGAAAACGAAGGAACCAAAGCCGAAAAACGAACGGCAAUCAACUCUUCGCAAGCGACCAAAGUUCACCGUAAUCGAUUCCGGUCGCAAAUCGUUUCGUAAGUCAACUGCAGCGAAAACGGCCGCUACACAGAGCCGGCUUAAACAACGCUUCGAAGCGGAACGCAAACGGACUCGUGUUAUAAGAACGGAGGAAUAUAUACCGACGCAAGAGGAGCUGCUAGAGGAAGCGGGAAUUACUGAACGGGAAAAUCUGAAAUCCUUGGAACGCUUUCGACGGAUGGAACUAGAAAAACAAAAAAUGAGACCUACUAAAAAAAAGUUUACUGGUGCUACAAUACGUUACUUUUCCACUGCAAUGCCCAUCAUAGAAGAAGUUUACGAUCACAAUACCGAUGUAGAUCCUUUAAGCAUAAGCGAUCCGAAGGAAGCGGACGAUACAGUCGAGAAAACCACGAGAGAAAAGUCUGUGAAACGAAACAGGAAAAAAACAACGCUGAUGGAAGUAACUGGUCAAUACGAGCGAACCUUCAUCACCUUUGAAAAUGACAUCGAUAACAAGGUGUUUGAAUCGUACUUCCCCAAACCCGACACGAGUCGUAAGCAUCGUCAAAUUUGUGCCGUUACCCGACUGCCGGCCAGAUACUUUGAUCCCAUUACGCAGCUACCUUACCGGAAUAUGCAAGCGUUCAAGAUACUGCGCGAAGCGUACUACCAGCAGCUAGAGGAGCGUGGAAACUUCGACAACCCGAACGUUGCUCGCUGGUUAGAAUGGCGCAAAAAGAUAAAGGAAUACCGCGUUAAGACUAUGAAGAAAACGCAGUCUUCCAUCAGCGCUAGCUCUACGAAGCCAACCGCCACAGCUGGCAGUCCGGUAAAAUUAAACUCUGCCACACCCAUAGUGUCGGGUUCCUCCGGGACGACGAAAUGAUUCCUGCAUUAACGAACGAUCUUUAGCACCCCGGCGUAGCUUCAGUGAUCGUCGCUUGAAUGAUCCACCGGCCGGAGUAGCUGAAGUGCCACGGCGCAACAGAAAGUUUCUUGAUGUAGCCAACG
This is a messenger RNA of Anopheles funestus (African malaria mosquito), 1481 nucleotides long. It is a transcript of the gene YL-1, whose product is annotated as vacuolar protein sorting-associated protein 72 homolog. NCBI's taxonomy places the organism in Eukaryota, Metazoa, Arthropoda, Insecta, Diptera, Culicidae. Gene Ontology annotation, cellular component: nucleus. The record is from RefSeq and is a predicted model, not a curated record. Bases 127 to 1356 code for a protein of 409 amino acids. Gene Ontology annotation, biological process: chromatin remodeling; regulation of DNA-templated transcription. Gene Ontology annotation, molecular function: ATP-dependent H2AZ histone chaperone activity. The transcript has 5 exons.